UUAUAUUAAAUUAUAUAUGCAACAUUUCAAAUAUUUCGAUAACCUUUCAAUAUAAACAAAGUGUUAUCGAUGUGACAAAUAAUAUUUAUGUGAAGAAAAACACUUUUCCGAUAUUCGUCGUUUUCUCACAAAGUCGAUUCAUCGAUAAGUAAACGUUACAAUGAUAUCAAUGAUGACACGUCCAAACACAUCUGUCCACGUCCCGAGUAUACGAACAUGUCUACGUGGUGUGGUAUAAUUGAUGUUAAAAACUUCCUGUUAUUUCUUUUGAAAAAUUUAUCAGUUUUACAAAAAUAAAAAUACUCUUGGAUGAUUGGUGUUUUAUUGGAAAUAAAAAUAUUCUUAAUUAUCUAAGGAAACAGAAUCGUUUUGUGCAAUCAUGUUGAAAGCUGUCAUUUUAAUUGGAGGACCUUUGAAAGGAACAAGAUUUAGGCCUCUAUCUUUGGAUAUUCCAAAACCAUUGUUUCCAGUGGCCGGAUUACCUAUGAUACAACAUCAUAUCGAGGCAUGUGCUAAGGUGCCUGGUCUUAAUGAAAUAUUGAUAAUUGGUGCAUAUUCUAAAAAUGAUUUAGCUCAGUUUGUACGGGAAAUGUCAAGCACUUAUGGCAUAAUUAUUAGAUAUUUGCAAGAAUUUACUCCUCUUGGAACAGCAGGAGGCAUGUAUCAUUUUCGUGAUCAGAUUCGUUCAGGUAGCCCAAUGUAUUUUUUUGUUAUGAAUGGAGAUGUUUGUGCUGAUUUUCCUCUGCAAGAAAUGGUAGACUUUCACAACAGUAAACAAGCGUUGCUUACAAUCAUGGCAACGGAAGCUACUCGACAACAAUCUUUAAAUUAUGGAUGUAUGGUUUUGGGCAAAGAAGGAGAAGUGGCGCAUUAUGUCGAAAAACCUUCAACAUUUGUGUCUACUCUUAUUAACUGUGGAGUAUAUCUUGCUUCUCUCGAAAUCUUUCAAACAAUGGCAGAUGUCUUUCAUGCUAAUCAACAGCAAGAACAUAUUAUGCAAUUGUGCUGUAAUGGUAGAGACCCAGCGCACAUUUCAUUUGAGCAAGAUAUACUGACACGUUUGGCAGGAUCUGGACGAUUGUUCGCUAUACCUGUACUGAGAUGGUGGUCACAAGUAAAAACUGCUGGUUCUGCAAUAUAUGCCAAUCGACAUUACUUGGCCCUCUACAAGCAAAAACAUCCAAAUCGUCUUGCUUCUACGAGUAAUGAUUCUUGUAACAUUAUAGGAGAUGUAUAUAUUCAUUCAUCAGCUACUGUACAUCCAACUUCCAUUCUAGGUCCUAAUGUGAGUAUAGGUCCAAAUACGACUAUUGGAGCUGGUGUAAGAAUUAGGGAGUCAAUUGUGUUGGCUAAUGCACAUAUACAGGCCCAUUCUCUGAUUCUACAUAGCAUUAUAGGAACUGGUACUAAUGUAGGCGAAUGGGCACGUGUUGAAGGGACUCCUUGCGAUCCUAAUCCUAAUAAGCCAUUUGCAAAAAUGGAAAACUUGCCAUUAUUUAACGUCAAUGGCAAACUCAAUCCUUCCAUCACGAUCCUCGGUACCAGUGUAAGCUUAGCUGCGGAAAAAAUUUUAUUGAAUUCGAUUGUUUUACCACAUAAGGAACUUACAAGAAAUUAUAAGAAUGAAAUUAUUCUUUAAUUGCCUAAUGUUUAUCAUGGUAUUUAACAUUGAGAUAUAUUUAUGAUUCAUAUAAUAUACGAAUCGCACAAAUGAUGAAAUGUUAAGUAUAUUACAAGAUUUUAUAGUAUAUACAA
This is a messenger RNA of Camponotus floridanus (Florida carpenter ant), 1755 nucleotides long. It is a transcript of the gene Gmppa, whose product is annotated as mannose-1-phosphate guanyltransferase alpha. Gene Ontology annotation, cellular component: cytoplasm. Lineage: Eukaryota; Metazoa; Arthropoda; Insecta; Hymenoptera; Formicidae. The record is from RefSeq and is a predicted model, not a curated record. The transcript is spliced from 5 exons. Gene Ontology annotation, biological process: biosynthetic process. Bases 380 to 1639 code for a protein of 419 amino acids.